GAUGGCGGCUAAAAGCACGCAAAGGCGCUAUUCUUAAACACGAUGAUAGCGAUGUCUCUUUAAAUCGCAACAUGGCAGCAGCUACAAGGGGAUCUACGACAAUCAGGGGGUUUGUUGUAGCUCUUCCUCAAGAAAACGACGAUGACAGCGAUGCAGAUGAGAGUGACGAUGACGCCGACUGGCUCGAUUUUGGGGAAAUGUCUGCUAUGGCAGAUGGUGCAUCGUACAUAAAGUUUACAGCAGCCAAAAAAAGAAGAGUGACCAUCAAGUCUGUGACCCAACCCAAGAGAGAAUAUUUCUGUCAAGGCCUGUUCCAACUGAUGGACCCAUGGUGGUUGAUAACAGCCCAGGCCAAGUACAGACAACGAUGCUAUUACAUGAACGGCCAUCCAGAAUAUGAGUUACGUGAAGACAGUGCUGUCACAUCCCACAAACUGGUUGUGCAGUUCCUCACAUCUGCAGGACGCACUCGGGACAAUAUGUCAGACCCUGUGGUUGAUGAUUUGAUCGACUAUUUUGAAGCUAAUGGAAUUGAUAAGAGGUUACAGUUUAAGGAUCUGGAAGAAGAGAUUGAGAAGUAUUUACAGACGCUGGGAGAAGCUGAUCUUGUAUUUGUCAAGAAGACCUUGAACUCAACUAUAUGGCUGUCAGGUCAAGGAAGUGUUAUCCAGUUUGCAACUCGUUAUCCGAAGCUGUUCAAAGUGGCUUCCCAGCUGCUGCCAUGCCACUUCCUGAAGCUGGCGGAGAAGGCUUGUCACAUCAAUGAGAAGAAGCUGCAGCUGUUGGAGGAAGCAACUGAGACCAAACUGUGGGUGUUCGGCUUCAAACAGAUCUUAUACCGAGAAUUCGGGGUGAUGGGCUUGGAGGCACAGCUGCGGUCGUGGGUCAACUCCCGUCUCAUCCACCGCAUCCCAGCUGUACAGAGAGAUGCUCUGUACAUGUACAAUGCUCUCAAGCUGUACGCCAAGAAGAGAGGACACACGUAUGUGAAGGAGAAUGAAUUGAGGAAUAAAUCGGCCACCUUCUUUGAGAAACAUGUCGUACAGAACUGGGAAGAAGCUCUGGCCUUCCUAGACAAGAAUGCUGUAAUAAUCCUUGAGAUUGAGGCUGAUCAUGUUAAGAUAUUCCUCAAGACUAUCUGGUACGCGGAGAGAGACACUGCCAAGGCCUUAACUGCUGUUCUCGAGAAUGGAAGUGGAGAUCCCCUUGAGAUGGAUGUAGAUCUUAGCAGUGAUGACUUUGACAGUACCAGGACAGACAGAGAUCAGUGGACCGCCGUCCACCUGAUGGUCAACUCUCCAAUCACUGUCCUGUCUGGGAAAGGAGGGUGUGGCAAGACAUCCGUCGUCACCAAGCUUCUCAGUCAUGCCUGUGUCCGCAGUGGAAAAGCCCCAAAACCUGAUACAGAACCAAAGGAGGAAGAUCAGAACACCAGCAGAACGCCAUCGAAACUGGACAGAACAAGGCACAUGUCUGGGAUUGGGGACGCAACAUUCACCACAACACAGACAGAGAGUGAAGCCAUGACCAAAGAUGGCAACCAGGACGAGGCAGACACAUACUUGUCCAAAACCGUGCUCGGACAGAAGGUCCUGUUGACCGCUCCAACUGGGAAGGCAGCCAACUUGCUGGGCAGGAAAGCUCAGUUGAAGUCCUGCACCCUCCACAGCGUCAUCAUGAGUUUUAAGAUGUUUUGUAUCAGGAAGAAUGAAAAGAAAGCUAAGGGGGAAGGAGGGGAAGAGUCGACGUGGACUCACGCGGACAAGGAGAUGCUGGUUGUGGAUGAGUGUAGUCUGGUGUCAGUGGGGACUUUCGCCACCGUGUUGAACAUCCUGCUGAAGGAGUGCCACCUGAAGAAGAUCAUCCUGUUGGGGGACGUGAGACAGUUGCCGUCCAUCGAGCCCGGCAACUUCCUGGGGGACAUAUUCACAGUGCUGGCUCCACUCGGGUUUAGUAUCGAGCUGCAGACAAACCAUCGAGCUGAGUCCGAGCUGAUUGUGCAGAACGCGACCAGGAUAGCUGCUCAGAAGAACCCAGUGUUUGACGCCUCAAGAAGGUUUCAUCUGUUGCAGCCGGAGGAAGAGGAUCAACAAGGUCGGGACACUAUUGUACGGACGCUGCUGACCAGAAGCAAAGACCUACAGGACCCCAUCACCUCCCAGUUUGUGGCCUUCACCAGACGAGAUUGCGAGGCAGUGAAUGAACUGUGCUGCAGACACUACAACAAACACUUACUGAAAGCACACACUGGCAAAUUAGACUUCCAACCAGGUGAUAAAGUGUGUAUGACAAGAAAUGGCACAGUAUCUCACCACUUCAAGAAAAUAAAACCAAAAAAAAAGACAGAGGAGGAGAAUGCUGACAAAGCUGAAGGAGAGGAUGCGAGUCCUGGACCACACAACCUUGAGAGAGGACAGACGACAUCUGUGAAACGGAACCUCAACAUGCAACUGGAGGGGAUCACAGCAAGACAAGAUGGCCGCCACGAUGGAUACGGUGUGGGAAAGAUGGAGAGACUCAAUGAAUAUGAUAUAUGUGAUAACAAUAAACCAGGUUCUAGAUACACUGCUCUGAAAAGUCGAGAGAACAAUCAAGACAGGAGCCAUGUUGAGGACCUUGGUGAGGGAGAGGACAUCUUGAACAGUUCCCUGGAGACGUCUGCUGCCUCCCAGACGUACAUGGAGGCACUAGAUGAUCUCAUCAAUGCUGCAGGCAGGGAAGACAGCCAGUUGGAAGAUUCCACAUUUCUCAGUGAUGAUGAUGGUGAUGACCUUGACACUCAGACAGGAAGGUCAAGUCGGCUGAGGACUGAUGCGAGUGGUUUUCUGGAAAUGUUUCAUGGAGAUACAAGGAAAGGUGUAGAUGUGAUCGCAGGGAAGCCUGUGACAAAUCAUGUCAGUGAUAAGAAUGUGACAUUGUCUCAGAACAGAUCUAGCAGUACUAUUGGAAGACAGCUGGCUCCACAAGGGGGAGACAACUCUGUCUCUACCCAUCAACCAGGGGGAGAUAAUUCAAUCUAUGUCCCACCAGCAGGUGUUCCUGAAGCCCAUACUGAAGAAGAGAUAGAUGGCAGCACUCCACAGGAGUCAAUAUCUAAGAGAGAUGUCAAACUCUGCAAUGGCGAGAUCUUCUACGUAGAAAAGGAGCUGUCUAUCUUUGACAACCGUAACAAGGCGAGUCGCUACAUAUUUUUGUGUGACAGAGACGAGGAACGCCCCCGCCGUGUGUGUGCCAACUACAAACAGCUGAUGAAGAGCUGUAAGAUGAAGCAUGCGUGGGUCAGGACUAUACACACAUUCCAGGGCUCUGAAUCUCAGUCAGUGGUGUACAUCCUGAGUCCGAAUAACUUCUACGAGAACUGGCAGCAUGUGUACACAGCCAUCACAAGAGGACGUCAGUCCGUGUACGUAGUGGGGAGCCCUGCAACGCUCAACACCAUCAUCGUGCGCAAGGUGUUCCCCAGGCAGACCACCCUCCAGGUGAAGCUGCAGGACCACCUCCGACCUCGGGAGAAAAUAGUCCAGUCAUGUGUUAGGAACAUCGCUGACAGCUUACGAGGCCACCAGGAGAUGACAGCCAAGGGAGACAAUCCACUCAGUCCAUCAGACGGGGAGAGGUCUCUGUUUGACAGUGAUGACAGUUGGGUGUGCCAGGUCAAUGACUCUUUCGGCCUCAGUCUUGACCAGUCAGACAUGGCCUACAGUACUGAACCACCACUAGAGCAAGGCAAUGUCACGCCGAGCAAGUGCCAUGGGAGUAGUCUCCCUUUGGAAGUCCGACCUUCCACGUCUGGACAAGAGAUGGACAGUCUCAAGCGGAGACAGAAUGAUAACACUGCUGAGUUUAUGUCACCCCCGAAAUGUAAGAAGGCAUCAGAUGAACAGCUGGCAGUGACACCUGUCCGAUCAUCUCUCAGCUCACUGACCCUGUGAUGUGUGUCAUGUAAAGCAGGCCCAGUCGUCUAAGGCGCCAGGAUUUGCUGUGCAGAGUUGCAUCCCUUGGGCACGCCAGAAACCUAUGAUUGUGGGUUCGAAUCCCGGUUCACCCCAGUUAUG
This is a messenger RNA of Haliotis rufescens (red abalone), 4055 nucleotides long. Its product is annotated as DNA helicase B-like. The coding region runs from base 72 to 3932 and encodes 1286 amino acids. The transcript has 12 exons. Lineage: Eukaryota; Metazoa; Mollusca; Gastropoda; Lepetellida; Haliotidae. The record is from RefSeq and is a predicted model, not a curated record.